Messenger RNA from Paramecium pentaurelia, 550 nucleotides. NCBI's taxonomy places the organism in Eukaryota, Ciliophora, Oligohymenophorea, Peniculida, Parameciidae. The record is from the annotation of a GenBank genome assembly.
GUAUGUCUUAAUCACAUUUAAAAUGCACUUGUUAAUCAUAUAGACAAACUUAAACUUUAAGAGAAGAUCCUGGAUUGAUUGAGAAAUUAAAGGAAAGAUAAAUGGAAUUAGAAGAGAAAUUAAUGGAUUUUGACCAUAAGAAAGGUAAUUUAGAAAGAGAAAAUUUGAUGUUAGAAGAUAAUAUCAAAUUAGAAUUACAAGGUUUAAAAGGUUCAAUAUUAUGUAUUGAUUAUUAGAAAACUAAGUGAUUCAACAAUAAUUAACUGAGGAACUAAGAGAUAAUAAAAUAUUAACUUAUAAGAAAUAAAAUGAAUUACAUAUAUUAAUACAGAAUGUCCAUGAAAAUGAAGCAGAAAAGAAGGUUUAUAUAAUAUGGUUAUGUUAGUAAUUAAUGAAUGAAAUCGAAUUUUUGAAAUAGUCACUACUUCACACAAAUGAAAAUCAAAUACAAUUAGGCAAGAAAGAAGAACAUAUAAAAUUAUUAUUAAACCGUAUUUCUGAACUUGAACAAAAUAUAACUUAACUAAAAAGAGAAGUAUAAUUUAAAUGA